Mytilus californianus (California mussel) is the source of this 795-nucleotide messenger RNA. Its product is annotated as ADP-ribosylation factor-like protein 2. Gene Ontology annotation, cellular component: microtubule cytoskeleton; cytoplasm. The record is from RefSeq and is a predicted model, not a curated record. NCBI's taxonomy places the organism in Eukaryota, Metazoa, Mollusca, Bivalvia, Mytilida, Mytilidae. The transcript has 5 exons. Gene Ontology annotation, biological process: protein folding. Gene Ontology annotation, molecular function: GTPase activity; GTP binding. The coding region runs from base 45 to 599 and encodes 184 amino acids.
CAUGACUCAUUAGGUUACCAGUUUUAAGCAUUAAAAUAUUAAAAAUGGGACUCUUAACCAUUCUUAAGAAAAUGAAGCAGAAAGAAAAGGAAGUCAGACUUCUGAUGUUGGGAUUGGACAAUGCUGGAAAAACAACAAUACUAAAGAAAUUUAAUGGCGAGGAUAUAGAUACAAUUUCACCAACACUUGGAUUUAAUAUCAAAACACUGGAACAUAAAGGAUUUAAACUAAACAUUUGGGAUGUUGGAGGUCAGAAAUCUCUACGAUCAUACUGGAGAAAUUAUUUUGAGAGUACAGAUGGGUUGAUUUGGGUUGUAGAUAGUGCAGACAGAAUGAGAAUGAAUGACUGUAAACAAGAACUUCAGGCACUGCUAGUGGAGGAGAGACUAGCAGGUGCUACCCUACUUGUAUUUGCAAACAAACAAGAUUUACCAGGGUCUCUGACAGCACAAUCAAUCAGAGAAGCUUUAGAAUUAGAUGAAAUAAAGACCCAUCACUGGUUAAUACAAGACUGUAGUGCAGUGACUGGUGAAAAUUUAUUAAAAGGUAUAGACUGGGUAAUAGAUGACAUAGCUUCAAGAAUAUUCACCAUGGACUGAAAAAAGCUAUUUAUAGAUCUGAUGAAAUAAGCUUAACUGUGAUAGAUGGCCGCUAUGUGUUGUAGACAGACAUUAUUUAGUGAUGAGAAGUACUAAAACUGUACUUGAAGUGGUCCAGAUGCAGGAAUUCCAAGAAGUUUUCAUUUCUAAAUUAAUAAAAGAAUUCUUGUAAACAAUUUGUUGAAGUUAUAAACAC